UACCGGUGAUGUUAUCAUCAAAGCUGUUGCCUGAGAUGGAAGUAGAGGACAAUUCUAAGAGAGAACAGUUGUUGAUUGGAAUGCAAAAUCUCCCUAUACUCAAACAAAUUGAAAAGAUAAAGGCCAGAAUUGAGAUGAUUGGAGCUGCAUGCGAAAGUGCUGAAAAGGUCAUAGCUGAUACCCGGAAGGCGUAUGGUUUGGGAGCUCGUCAGGUACAAUCAGUUGUUCCAACUAUUGAUAAAGUUCAAGCUGCCAAAAUCCAAGAGCAGGAGAAUUUACUCCGAGCGGCCAUAAAUUCUGGAUCGCGAAUGCAAGUAGAUCAAAGGCAACUUCCAGCUUCCCUUCCAGUGCAUCUCGUAGAUGUGCUUACUGUUGGAGACGGUCCACAGAAUUUUCCUGAUGCUUCUGGCAUGUAUUCGAAGAACACACCAACAUCUAAUAAUGUUAACAGCCAAGGAGCACUUCUACAGUCUACGGCAGCACAAAUUAUAGGGAGAUCAAUUCCAUCACCUGGUAUUACUGGAGCUGCUUCAUUUGAUAAUACAACCACUUCGCCUCUGCCAUAUGCGAACUCACCUAGGUCUGGCACAAACAUAAUGAACGCACCUUCUCCUCAGCAACAAACACAACAACAACAGCUGCAUCAACAACAACUUCAGCAGCAGCAACAACAACAACAACUUCAGCAGCAGCAACAACUUCAAAGGCAGAAAAUGAUGCAGCAGUUACCUCCCCACCAGCAGCAACUUUUUGCCCAACAGGCGCUUAGGCAGAAUGUGGGGCAAGGAGGAGUUGGACAGAACCAGCUGUCACAACAGAUGCAUGAUUUGUCAGGAACGUCUCAGAAAUUUCAAACGAUGCAAUAUUCUCAACCAUUAGGAAACCAGCAAUUCCAAGGUAGGCAAUUGCAAUCUGGGCAAAUGCAGCACGCCAUUGGGCAAAACCAACUCAACCAAGGAAAUCUAAGGAAUCAUUUAAGCCAGCUUGCUGGAACUGCUAAUAAUGCAUUGUUCAGCGCUGCUCAAUCGUCGCCGAACUCUCAAAUGAUUCCGAACAUGUCAUCUACGAUUGCACCACAAUCACUGUUGCCUAGGACCCAGUUUGGACUAUCCGGUGCACAUCAACAAAGGAAUCCCUCGUCACUCUUAAAUGAUCAAAUGUUCAACAUGGGAGCAGUAAAUCCUGGUAAUAUGAUGACAAUGCAGCAGAAACAACAACAGCAACAACAGCAGCAGCAGCAACAACAGCAACAGCAGCAGCAACAACAACAACAGCAGCAACAACAACAACAACAACAGCAGCAGCAGCAACUUGGUGCACAAGGUGGCUUUGGUAAUCUAUCGGGCAAUACGCAAAAUCUACAAUCUGGUUUGCUGCAACAGAAUCCGAACUUCCAGCAACAGAAUCAGCAGUAGCACAAUAACCUCAGUAACCUCAAUAUUAUCCCUUUUCAGUAUACAUUUGUCAGCCCGCUCUGAUCAAUGUUUAAUUGCCAGUCUAGCUAGCAGAGGUAGUUAGGAUGAGAAAGAAUCUGCCCCUCAAGCCAGUGUAUAUAGAUUAUACAUUCUAAUUCUGAAUUGUGUCUGGAAAAGUGAGUUUCAAUUGCUGUGUAUGCUGUCUUAAGCUGCAGUGCUUCUUGGUUAAAGAAGUUAGUUGUUAGAAUGUAAAGCAUCAACAUUUUUUCUUGUUGACGCGUUAUUUUUCUGUUUUCGGACUGUAUUCUAAUACACAAUUACCCA
Molecule: messenger RNA, 1739 nt
Organism: Papaver somniferum (opium poppy)
Lineage: Eukaryota; Viridiplantae; Streptophyta; Magnoliopsida; Ranunculales; Papaveraceae
Product: mediator of RNA polymerase II transcription subunit 8-like
Exons: 10
Coding region: 9-1415 (468 amino acids)
Cellular component (GO): mediator complex
Source: RefSeq, a predicted model, not a curated record